Molecule: messenger RNA, 1290 nt
Organism: Durusdinium trenchii
Lineage: Eukaryota; Dinophyceae; Suessiales; Symbiodiniaceae
Source: the annotation of a GenBank genome assembly
AUGCUACUUCAACUGGAGCUCUUGCGAUUGGAUGUGCGGAACUCCCCCUUCCAGCUGCUGACCUUACAGCUUUGCCGUGGCCGUGAAGCUUGGAACCUUUGGGGCGCCCUAUCUGCUUCAGCUUUGCUUGCCGGCCUCUAUCAGAUAGUUCUUAUGCCAGUUCGGAAGCGAUCAAAGGACUACCAUGACCACAACUCCAAGCACUUCAAGGCCUUACGUGCGAAGCAUUUUCCUCCUGGCUUUCCCAAUGGCUGGCACUGUGUGUGCAAUGCCACGGAUCUCGCUGAUGGACAAGUAAAGUCUAUCUCUGCGCUGGGGACGUACAUGGUGGCCUUUCGUGGCCAAGAUGGAAAGGUCGGGGUGAUGCAUGCUUUUUGCCCACACAUGGGGGCACACUUGGGCAUGGGAGGAGUGGUUGUGGGCAACUUGCUGCAGUGCCCUUUCCAUGGGUGGUCCUUUGACACUUCAGGCGAAUGUCAGCACGUCCCCUACCGUCGCUGCAGCCGCGAGAUGCCAGAGUCCUCCAGGUUGAAGGCCUAUGAGGUCAGAGAACACCUUGAGAGGAUCUUCAUUUGGUUUGAUGCUGAAGGCCGACCCCCGCAAUGGGAGUUGAUCUGCCACCAAAGACUGGAGGCUGAUGUGGAGAGUGGCUCCUUUUACCUCGCUGCCAUUAGACAGAUGGAGUUCGACCAGCACUGCUGCGAAAUGCACAUGAACAGCGCUGAUCCCUACCACUUCAAGACGCUUCAUGCUCCUUUGCCCCUGCCUGUGCUGGAGAAAUUUCUAACGGCCGAUCACACGGCGACCCAAGAGUACGGCAAGGGGGUUGUCAACGAAGAGCUAAGAGAUGAAUGGCACAUGGCUUCUUUUGAAGAGAGAACACAUGGCUUGUUUCUCUUCGGACAUCCAUCUCUACCUGUGCCACUAUCCGCCACCAUCUCCAAAUCCAUUGAGACCAACGUGACCUUCGAGGGCCCUACCAUUGUCCACUUUCGCAUCAAGACUCCAUUGGGCGUGCUGCGUCAGGUGAAGACCAUUUUGCCCAUUGAGCCUUUCAAACAGUAUGUGGAAGCACGGUGGUAUGCAGAGAAAAGAGUUCCACGCAUCAUCGCUUGCGCGCUGGCCUGCAUCGGAGGUCGUGCUCUGGAGCAAGAUCGCGAGGUAUGGGAGAACAAGGUCUACCACAAGAAACCGGUGCUCGUUGCUGGAGAUGGAGCAUUCCUGGACUUCAUUCGUUGGUACGAUCAGUUCUACUCGGAGAAGUCCAAGGCCCUGUGCUAUGAUUGGUAG